AUGUCGGGUUUGCCCGGCUGGUGGCUUAGUGGAGAUGAUAGUCGUCAGUACUCGCCAACAAUCGAACCGCUGGAAUGGGAUCGAAUGCUCCGUGAUUCGGGCUUCUCAGAAAUAGACAUGAUUCGCCGGGACUACGCUGACUCUACCAAGCAGUCAACUUCCGGCAUGGUGUCGCAGGCCAUGGAUGAGAUGGUAGAGUUCCCGCGAGAGCCACUGUUGUGCCCGUUCACGGUGCCGGAUGUCCAAGACCUAUUCAUUAUCGGAGGAAAGACCCUUCCCUUUCGCCAGAUGGACAGAGGGGUCGCAAAUCAACUUCGUAGCUGGACCCCGGAGAUUCCUCUCACGGACAGCCUUCUCGCUCUGGAGGAUGCCGGUCCAGAGCCCGGAGUCACCGUUGUCUGCGUGGAGGAUCUCGAUGAAACCGUGCUGCAGGCCACCACACCCGAAAAGCGGAAGGCGCUGCAAUUCCUGUUCUCUAAUGCAAAGCACAUCCUGUACUUUAUCCGGGCCGCCUACGAGGAUUCGCCUUACUCUAUGGCAAUCUAUGGUCUUGGCCGUACCAUGACAUUCGAACACCCGGGUCUUUAA
Aspergillus caelatus is the source of this 588-nucleotide messenger RNA. RefSeq lists its product as uncharacterized. The transcript has a single exon. The coding region runs from base 1 to 588 and encodes 195 amino acids. The record is from RefSeq and is a predicted model, not a curated record. NCBI's taxonomy places the organism in Eukaryota, Fungi, Ascomycota, Eurotiomycetes, Eurotiales, Aspergillaceae.